Molecule: messenger RNA, 897 nt
Organism: Eurytemora carolleeae
Lineage: Eukaryota; Metazoa; Arthropoda; Copepoda; Calanoida; Temoridae
Product: serine/threonine-protein kinase ppk34
Exons: 6
Coding region: 244-615 (123 amino acids)
Biological process (GO): protein phosphorylation
Cellular component (GO): cytoplasm
Molecular function (GO): ATP binding; protein serine/threonine kinase activity
Source: RefSeq, a predicted model, not a curated record
UCUCUGUCCCCAGUUCAAACCAGAUUCUACUGGGAGCAAAUACUUCUGGCUGUGGCUCAAGUUCAUGAGAAAAGGAUAAUUCAUCUUGAUAUUAAACCAGAUAAUUUUCUUUUGGUUCAAGGAGUUCUCAAAAUUAUAGAUUUAGGAUUGGCAAAACUUCUUCCUCCAGGCAAAAAUUACAUAGAAUAUGCUAAACCUCUCCCCGGAACAUUUCUAUUCGUUGCUCCAGAGAACUUCCGUGAAAUGCUACCAAGUGGUAAAGUUAAGGAUCCAGAGGUUAGCUCAGAUGAUGAAGAUGUUGAAACCUGCCUCAGAAUUACACAAGCUGCAGAUGUUUGGAGCCUUGGUAUAUUAUUAUAUUCAAUAAUUUUCAAGGGAUCUCAUCCUUAUGGGUCUUUACCAGGAGGAAAAGGCAGUAGAGUUUCAGCAUUGAAAAGUUUUACACCGAUUCAAAUACCAGAAAUAGUAAACUAUCCUGGAGCUAGGAAGACAUUGUUACGAUGCCUUGAAAAGGAUCCUGCAAAAAGACCAACAGUUAAAGAACUUUUAGAAAUGGAUUUUCUCACAGGAACAUAUCUUUGUGUCUUACCUAAAAAGAAACCCUCAACUGCUUAAAGGAACUGUUAUUGUCAUAAAUAGGCAUGUCCGGUUCACAAUGAUACCCUCUAGAUCUUGUUCUGAUCAACAUUAUAGAAAAGUCACUUGAAAGUUCAUUCAUCAGGAGAAAAAGAAGAUGAUUAUCAGAAUUUAACACUUUCAAUUCAGUUCUUUUUUGCUCAGCUGGUGAUUCGAAAGACAAUGUUCACGAAAGACUGUAUAUAAAUUAUAAAUGCAAAUAGUUUCAUAUUAUAAUCAUGAUACAUAUAUUUUGAUAAAAGAAUAUACAUAGAUAUCGUA